GUCACUCUGUGGCGCCUGGAUAUGUUACAUUGAUCCGCGUUAGCAAUUUUCUUUUGUUGUGAUCAGACAUUUAGAGAUUGUCUACUCAAUUAACUUCUCUUGUGAAAGGCGCUGUUAAUACUUCUAGAAUGAGUGGCGGGGUGUACGGAGGCGAUGAGGUGGGAGCUUUGGUGUUCGACAUUGGCUCCUAUUCUGUUAGAGCUGGCUAUGCAGGAGAAGACUGCCCUAAAGCGGACUUCCCCACAGUGAUAGGUGUGACUAUUGAUCGGGAGGAUGGAAGCACUCCCAUGGAGACGGACGGUGACAAGGGCAAGCAGAGUGGCACCACCUACUACAUCGACACCAAUCAACUGAGGGUUCCCAGAGAGAACAUGGAGGUCAUGUCUCCACUAAAAAAUGGCAUGAUUGAGGACUGGGACAGUUUCCAGGCCAUUUUGGAUCACACAUACAAAAUGCAUUUCAAGUCAGAGCCCAGCCUGCAUCCUGUUCUCAUGUCAGAAGCGUCGUGGAACACACGGGCAAAAAGAGAGAAGCUUACAGAGCUGAUGUUUGAACAUUACAACAUUCCUGCCUUUUUCCUCUGUAAAUCAGCUGUACUGUCUGCCUUUGCCAAUGGGCGGUCGACAGGCCUGGUCCUGGACAGUGGAGCCACACACACCACAGCAAUUCCAGUGCAUGAUGGUUAUGUCUUGCAGCAAGGCAUUGUUAAAUCACCUCUGGCUGGUGACUUCAUGAGCAUGCAGUGUAGAGAGUUAUUUCAAGAGUUAAGUGUGGAAAUAAUCCCUCCUUACAUGAUUGCAUCAAAGGAUCCAGUGAGGGAGGGGUCCCCAGCCAGCUGGAAGAAAAAGGAGAAAUUACCUCAAGUAACUCGCUCUUGGCACAACUACAUGUGUAACUGUGUUAUCCAAGACUUUCAGGCAUCAGUGCUGCAAGUUUCAGACUCUCCAUAUGAUGAACAAGUUGCUGCCCAAAUGCCCACAGUUCACUAUGAGCUGCCCAACGGCUAUAAUUGUGACUUUGGGGCAGAGAGGCUAAAGAUCCCAGAAGGCCUGUUUGACCCCUCUAAUGCAAAGGGUUUGUCAGGAAACACCAUGUUAGGAGUUGGCCAUGUGGUGACAACCAGUGUAGGAAUGUGUGACAUUGACAUCCGGCCUGGUUUAUAUGGCAGCGUGGUGGUGACGGGAGGAAAUACACUUAUUCAGGGCUUCACAGACCGAUUGAACCGAGAACUCUCCCAGAAAACCCCUCCAAGUAUGAGGCUGAAGCUGAUUGCCAACAACACCACAGUGGAACGCCGGUUCAGUGCCUGGAUUGGAGGCUCUAUCCUGGCAUCACUUGGAACCUUCCAGCAGAUGUGGAUCUCCAAACAAGAAUAUGAGGAAGGAGGAAAGCAGUGUGUGGACAGGAAGUGCCCUUGAUUUAACAUCCAGCACCACGUAACCAUCGUCAUCUUUGCUACAUCGUGAGAUAUUCACUUCGAACCCAGAUUCAGGAACACUCAGCAUUUAUUUUGUUUGAUUCGUUUUUAAAAUUGAGCUGAUCCAUACACCUGUCUGGAACUCACUGUAGGAGUCAAACAUUGAUGCUCUUAAGUUUUUUUCUUCAUGUCUAAAACGUCUAGUCUUUUUGACGUCAUGUUUGUUGCCAGGUUUGUUAGUUGUUGGAAGCCGCUUCCCCUGACAGAAGCCUCGUCAUCAAAAGAUCACGUUUCACUGGGGAAAAAAAGUUUUGUUGUACAGAAUUUCAACAGCUUUUCAACAAUAAACCAUUGUGUGAAGAGGGUUGAUAUUUGGAGAAGAGUAAACAUCUUCUGAUCAUUUGCCUUUUUUGUGUAGC
Nematolebias whitei (Rio pearlfish) is the source of this 1836-nucleotide messenger RNA. It is a transcript of the gene actl6a, whose product is annotated as actin-like 6A. Gene Ontology annotation, molecular function: chromatin binding. The transcript is spliced from 14 exons. Gene Ontology annotation, cellular component: NuA4 histone acetyltransferase complex; SWI/SNF complex. Gene Ontology annotation, biological process: nervous system development; regulation of transcription by RNA polymerase II. Bases 129 to 1418 code for a protein of 429 amino acids. Lineage: Eukaryota; Metazoa; Chordata; Actinopteri; Cyprinodontiformes; Rivulidae. The record is from RefSeq and is a predicted model, not a curated record.